CUCUUUGGUAAAAGUUAGAUUGGGCACUGUAACUACAGCAAAGAAACACCGAGUGCUGUAGACCGCGGUUAAAGAGAAAAAUAAUUUCUUUGUUUUGAAACUACCUUUGAUUGACUCAUUUUAGGAAUUAUAUCACUCUUCCCUGGAUUUGCUGCUGUUUUAAACGCUUGGAAGGUAAAGAAUAAGUGAUAAAAUGAAGUCAACUGCAAUCUUUUUGCUACUGAUGCUUUGGAACUGCGAGAGCGCCAGAGUCGCAGAAAGUCGAGACGACAACAGCGUUUACGAUCUGUUUGAGCUCGUCCAAGUGCCGAGGAAAAACCACGGGGUGACUCUGGUGAAAGGCGACGACCCGUACAGCCCCGCCUACAAGAUCCUGAACCCCGACCUGAUCCCCCCGGUUCCCGAGAACGCCUUCAGGGACCUAAUCGAUUCCAUUCACGCUGAGCGAGGAUUUCUGCUCCUGGUCAAUUUCAAGCAGUUCAAACACACGAGGGGAAGCCUUCUGACCGUAGAAAAGAAAGAUGGCUCAGGACCCAUUUUCGAAAUCACUUCGAACGGGAAAGCCAACACUCUGGACAUUGUUUUUUCCACCGAAAACAAGCAGCAGAUCGUCUCCAUCGAGGAGGCGGAUUUGGCGGUGGGACACUGGAAAAACAUCACUCUUUUCGUGCAGGAGGACAGGGUUCAGUUCUAUGUGGGAUGUGAGGAGGUGAAUACAGCGGAGCUCGAUGCUUCUAUCCAGACUAUCCUCACUCAGGAGACCCCCGGUGUGGCGAACCUGAGGAUUGGCAAGGGCGCAGUGAAGGACAGGUUCAUGGGGGUGUUGCAAAACGUGCGAUUUGUGUUCGGAACCACACUGGAAGCAAUUCUGAGGAACAAAGGAUGCCAAAACUCAGCUAUGACUGAUAUCAUCACCCUUGACAAUCCCAUGAAUGGAUCCAGACCUGCAAUCAGGACUGAUUACACUGGACACAAAACAAAAGAUCUGCAGAUGAUUUGUGGCUUUUCGUGUGAGGACCUGGCUGCCAUGUUCAAAGAACUGAAAGGUCUUGGUGUGGUGGUGCAAGAGCUGUCCAAUGAACUCCGCAAAGUGACGGACGAGAAAAACGUGUUCAUGAGUCGCAUGGGCAUUCAUGGUGGUGUCUGUCUUCACAAUGGAAUUAUGCACAAAAACAAGGAGGAGUGGACAGUGGACGAUUGCACGGAGUGCACUUGCCAGAACUCUGCAACGGUGUGCCGCAAGAUUUCAUGUCCCAUAAUCCCAUGCGCAAACGCCACAGUGCCUGAUGGGGAGUGCUGCCCCCGAUGUGGAACCCCGAGCGACUCCGCUGAGGAUGGCUGGUCCCCCUGGUCUGAAUGGACUCAUUGUUCUGUGUCCUGUGGAAGGGGCAUUCAGCAGCGCGGCCGCUCCUGCGACCGCAUCAAUAACAACUGCGAGGGCACAUCGGUGCAGACCAGAGACUGCUACCUUCAGGAGUGCGACAAGCGCUUUAAGCAGGAUGGCAGCUGGAGUCACUGGUCACCCUGGUCUUCCUGUUCGGUCACCUGCGGUGCUGGCGUUAUUACGCGCAUCCGUCUCUGCAACUCCCCAACACCUCAAAUGGAAGGAAAAGACUGCCAGGGCGAAGGUCGGCAAACUGAGAGGUGUCAGAAAUCACCAUGUCCGAUCAAUGGUGGCUGGGGACCAUGGUCACCUUGGGAUGCUUGCUCUGUUACAUGCGGCGGUGGCAUCCAAAACCGCAAACGUCUUUGUAACAAUCCAGUACCCAUGCAUGGCGGCAAAGACUGUGUGGGAGACGCAAAAGCCAGCCAGCUUUGCAACAAACAAGCCUGUCCAAUCGAUGGAUGCCUUUCAAACCCAUGCUUUGAGGGCGCCCAGUGUACAAGCUUUCCAGAUGGCUCUUGGAAAUGUGGAAAAUGCCCUACAGGAUACACUGGCAAUGGAAUCAACUGCAAGGAUAUCAAUGAGUGUAAGGAGGUCCCAGAUGCCUGCUUUGAAUUUAAUGGAGUCCACAGGUGUGAGAACACAGUGCCAGGCUACAACUGUCUGCCAUGCCCCUCUCGCUACACAGGCCCACAGCCGUUCGGUCGAGGAGUGGAAGACGCAGCUUCUAAGAAACAGGUGUGCACGCCUCGCAAUCCCUGUCUCGACGGAAGCCACGACUGCAAUAAGAACGCUCGCUGCAACUACCUGGGUCAUUUCGCAGACCCCAUGUACCGCUGUGAGUGCAGACCUGGCUUUGCUGGAAAUGGCCACAUCUGUGGAGAAGACACUGAUCUUGAUGGCUGGCCCAAUGCUGAUCUUGUGUGUGUCGAGAACGCAACCUAUCACUGCAAGAAGGACAACUGCCCCAAUCUUCCCAACUCUGGGCAAGAGGACUAUGACAAGGACGGAAUCGGCGAUGCUUGUGAUGAUGAUGAUGACGACGAUGGCAUUCCUGAUGACAGGGACAACUGCCCACUCAUCUUCAACCCAAGACAGUACGACUAUGAUCGCGAUGAUGUGGGAGACCGCUGCGAUAACUGUCCGUACAACAGCAACCCAGACCAGACCGACACUGACAACAAUGGGGAAGGUGACGCCUGUGCUGUGGACAUUGAUGGAGAUGGUAUUUUGAAUGAGAACGACAACUGCCCGUAUCUGUACAACGUUGACCAGAAAGACACUGAUUUCGAUGGAGUUGGUGACCAGUGUGACAACUGCCCUCUGGAGCACAACCCUGACCAGCUUGACUCUGAUUCUGACCGUGUCGGAGACAAAUGUGACAGCAACCAGGAUAUCGAUGAGGACGGUCACCAGAACAACCUGGACAACUGCCCGUACAUCCCUAAUGCUAACCAGGCUGAUCACGACAAGGAUGGUAAAGGGGAUGCUUGCGACUAUGAUGACGACAAUGAUGGCAUUCCUGAUGACAAAGACAACUGCAGAUUGGUUCCCAAUGCGGAUCAACUGGAUUCUGAUGGCGAUGGACGUGGAGAUGCCUGUAAAGAUGACUUCGACCAGGAUAAUGUUCUAGAUAUCUAUGACGUCUGUCCUGAGAACUUUGACAUUAGUGAAACAGACUUCCGCAAGUUCCAGAUGGUUCCUCUGGAUCCCAAGGGCACUUCUCAGAUCGACCCCAACUGGGUGGUUCGUCACCAAGGAAAGGAACUGGUUCAGACAGUCAACUGCGACCCUGGCAUUGCUGUUGGUUUCGAUGAGUUCAAUUCAGUCGACUUCAGCGGAACGUUCUUCAUCAACACGGACAGAGACGACGACUACGCCGGCUUCGUUUUCGGAUACCAGUCCAGCUCUCGCUUCUACGUGGUCAUGUGGAAGCAGAUCACACAGACCUACUGGUCCAGCACACCUACCAAGGCACAGGGUUACUCAGGGCUGUCAAUCAAAGUGGUUAACUCCACCACAGGGCCUGGCGAACAUCUGAGGAACGCCCUCUGGCACACCGGAGACACUCCAGGACAGGUGCGCACACUGUGGCACGACCCAAAGAACGUGGGAUGGAAGGACUUCACUGCUUACAGAUGGCACUUGACUCAUAGACCAAGAACUGGACACAUAAGAGUGGUCAUGUAUGAAGGCAAAAAGAUCAUGGCGGAUUCUGGAAGAAUUUAUGACAAAACAUACGCAGGAGGAAGACUGGGUCUCUUUGUCUUCUCACAAGAGAUGGUGUACUUCUCAGACCUCAAAUAUGAAUGCAGAGAUGGAUAAUUGCACAGGCAGGAUGCUGAUCAAAGAAUGCACCUUUCCAUAUAAAUAUGUAUUCCAGGCAAAGUCCAGGGACAGAUUUGACGCUACUUUUUUCUGCUGCCGCUCACACGCUGGUGGAGUGAGAAAGCAGGUAGUCAAUUUCAAUGUAACAGCCAAACCGGUUGGGAUAGAAACCAAGUGGCUUCCGAUUCACAAUCUGGACUCCUCCGCCAUUAGCAGGUAGAGCAGAAGAAAAGUCUCCCUCGCUUUGCUUCAUUGGGAAGACUGAGAUCUCUCUCUGAAAAACCUCAUUCGGCUCUGUGUGGGAAGAGCUCCCAACAGACAGCUAUGCACUUCAAAACCUUUACUCUCUCUCGUGUGUUUUCACGCUCUCUUCCUGACAAGAUGUCCAAGUUAUGGCUACAUUAGAGAGAGCGCAACCCUUUUAUAAGAUUGCUUUUAUAAUAUUCAGUAUUUUAUUAAAACCUAUCAAAACGUUUUCUUGACUAGAAACAACGCAUUGUGAAUGUUUAAGAUAUCAAAGCAACAACAACGUUUUUGCUGACAGUCUAAGCAGGUGAUUUUAAGACAAAUCCGUCAUGUAUUGACUUUUAUCUAAAUUUCGGUUUUCGCAUCUUAAGUAUCACAAACAUCCAUUAAGUUCUGGCGGGAGAUAACUUUGGUUUAGCGGGCAUAGUUUUCUCAGGGCUAGAUGGUUAAACCAUUCUAACAUAUUCAUUAGAAAUGGCAAAAUGAAAGGUUGUAUGAAGAGGAAUUAGACAGACUUAGCCACAUGCGGAUACUAGAUUACCAAGUACUCUAGUGUGAGGUUUUAUUUCAAAUGCUAAUUUUUAAGGGAAAGUCGAGUUUUUAGUGUUUUCUAUAUAUGUAGCACUUACAAAACACUUUUUGAGUCUGGGAUUUUGCCUCAGGAGGGUGUUUCUAAAGAUCGCCCUCACUAAAAACAUUUUAAUGUUUAACUAAUCUUCUGUAAGCAAGGUUCUGUCUAGUACUACUCAUCCAAACCUUUUCAGUCACAAACCGUUCAUCCGUCAUUUCCAAAAGGAGAUGAUCUUCUGACCUGUUUGCCUUUUCUGUAGAGAGAGAGAGAUAAAGGAAACUUUAAUGUACAAAUAUUACCUCAUUGCUGUUUUGUAAUUUGAUCAAGCAAAGCUUUUAAGUACUUUUUCCUUUGCUUCAAGAAAACAAAUUGGUCGCUUUAUUGCUACUGUAGCACAAGUUGUAAAUAGUAUAUAGAACGAACAGCCAGCCCCAAAUCCCAAUGGAUAGAGUAAACGACACGUUUUUGUUUUUUGUUUUUUUAAGGAAUACAUUUGCCAGUGCCUCAAAUGUCCAGUACUUUUUUUUUUUUUUUUAAACUUGAUAAAUUAUUGCUUUAUUUGUUGUCUAAGACUGUUUCAUAUGUGUGUGUAGAUAAAUGCUAUUUAAAUAAUUUAUCAUGGAGUGCCACCUGAGGCAUUUCCAUCUGUAUAAACAGUUUGCACACUGACGUGAGGAUGUUCUGUUCUUAAUUGUUUGUAUCUUUAUUGUGUUGUUAUUUUUGUACAUUUAGUGAUGCUUGACUGUAAACAUUUUUACUUAGCUCCACAAUGCAAAUGCUAUUUUUACGUAUAGCGAUUAUUUUGGUACAUACUUCAGAAUAAUAAACAGAUGAUAGAACUGA
This is a messenger RNA of Labeo rohita (rohu), 5372 nucleotides long. It is a transcript of the gene thbs1b, whose product is annotated as thrombospondin 1b. Gene Ontology annotation, molecular function: calcium ion binding; protein binding. The transcript is spliced from 23 exons. The record is from RefSeq and is a predicted model, not a curated record. NCBI's taxonomy places the organism in Eukaryota, Metazoa, Chordata, Actinopteri, Cypriniformes, Cyprinidae. Gene Ontology annotation, cellular component: extracellular region. Gene Ontology annotation, biological process: negative regulation of angiogenesis; cell adhesion. The coding region runs from base 194 to 3709 and encodes 1171 amino acids.